GGAUCGGCAAAGAAAGUCAACGUCAACUUCCAAGACACUGACGGGUUCUCGGCUCUGCACCAUGCGGCGCUCAACGGCAACACAGAGCUCAUCUCGCUGCUGCUGGAGGCGCAGGCUGCGGUGGACAUCAAGGACAACAAAGGCAUGCGGCCCCUGCACUACGCGGCUUGGCAAGGCAAGAAGGAGCCCAUGAAAAUGGUGCUGAAAGCGGGUUCCUCGGUGAACAUCCCGUCGGACGAGGGCCAGAUCCCCCUGCACCUGGCGGCACAGCACGGGCACUACGACGUGUCGGAGAUGCUCCUGCAGCACCAGUCCAACCCCUGCAUCAUGGACAAUUCGGGGAAGACGCCCCUGGACCUGGCGUGCGAGUUUGGCCGGGUCGGGGUGGUCCAACUGCUCCUGAACAGCAACAUGUGCGCGGCGCUGCUGGAGCCCAAACCGGGGGACGCCACAGACCCCAACGGCACCAGCCCCCUGCACCUCGCCGCCAAGAACGGCCACAUCGACAUCAUCCGGCUCCUGCUGCAGGCUGGCAUCGACAUCAACCGGCAAACCAAGGCGGGCACGGCGCUGCACGAGGCGGCCCUCUGCGACGCCUCCGCCGCUCUGCAGGUCCGGGCUGUCAAGGACUAUUGCAACAACUACGACCUGACCAGCCUCAACGUGAAAGCCGGGGACGUCAUCACCGUGCUGGAGCAGCACGCGGACGGGCGCUGGAAGGGCUGCAUUCACGACAACCGGACCGGCAACGACCGCGUGGGCUACUUCCCCUCCAGCCUCGUCGAGGCCAUAAGCAAACGAACAGGGUCCCGCGGGGCUGACAUGAGCCCGUCCCACCUCUCACCGUCGCAGGGCGGAUCGGCCGCGCCGGCUCCCACGGAGGAGAUCUGGGUGCUGCGGAAACCCUUUGCAGGUGGCGACCGCAGCAGCUUGGGCAGCACGGGCAGCGUGGCCUCUGCCCGCAGCUCGGGGAGCGGGCAGAGCGCGGGCAGCGGGGCGCACGCCCUGCACGCUGGCGCUGAAGGUGUCAAGCUGCUGGCAACGGUCCUUUCCCAGAAGGCUUCUGCGCAAGAGACUGCCGUGGGCGAUGGGCCGGCCAAGGCGCAGGACAUCCCCGCAGGUUCGUCGCGGUCGCAGAGCGUGGCCAGUUCCCCAUACGCCCCCCAGCCCCCCACCGAGCCCCAGCUGAAGAAGAUGGAGCCGCCAUCAGAGGGGAAGAGCUCAGAGGCCGUGUACCAGUGGCUCUGCAAGUUCCAGCUGCAGCUCUACGCGCCCAACUUCAUCAACGCCGGCUAUGACAUCACCACCAUUAGCCGAAUGACACCGGAGGACCUCACGGCUAUUGGUGUCACCAAGCCGGGGCACAGGAAGAAGAUCGCCUCCGAGAUCAACAACCUCAACAUCCCCGAAUGGCUGCCGGAGUACAAGCCGGCCAACCUGGCGCUGUGGCUCUCCAUGAUCGGCCUGUCCCAGUACUACAAGGUGCUGGUGGAGAAUGGCUACGAGAACAUCGACUUCAUCACCGACAUCACCUGGGAGGACCUGCAGGAGAUCGGCAUCACCAAGCUCGGCCACCAGAAGAAGCUGAUGCUGGCGGUGAAGAAGCUGGCGGAGCUGCAGCGCGCCGAGCUGGGCAAAUACGAGCCCGGCACGCUGAAGAGGAAGGCGGCGGCAGCGGCGUGCCCAGAGGUCCUGGCCAUCGAGUCCCCCCCGCCGGAGCCGCCUGAGUGCCAGUCGCCCAAGAUGACCACCUUCCAGGACAGCGAGCUCAGCAGCGAGCUGCAGGUGGCCAUGACAGGCGAAGCCCCCGAGGAGCCCCCCGAGAAGGCGGCGAACCCCCCCGCGGCCCCCGGCUACCGCUCGCCCCCGGGGCUGGGCGGCCGCACCAGGCUGAUGAGCAGCUCGCAGGAGCUGCUGGGGGACGGCCCGCGGGCCCCCCCGGCCUCCGCCAUCUCCAAGAGCCAGGAGUACCUGGCGGAGGGGGCUGGCGAGGGCCCCCCCGCGCCGCCCAAGGAGGGUCGCCCGCCCCGCCCCGCCAAGCCCCUCUCGCCCGGCGCGCAGCCCCAGCAGGUCCCGGUGAAGCCGCCUCGCUCCGCCAUCACCGGUCCCUCCGUCGACAGCGCCGGCCCCGAGCUGGCGCAGCAGAAGCUGGAGGAGACGAGCGCGUCCCUGGCCGCCGCGCUGCAGGCCGUGGAGGAGAAGAUCAAGCAGGAGGACAGUCAGGCGGCAGACUCAGCCAUGGAGUCGAAGAGCACCGUGAGCAUCCUGGACGACAUCGGCAGCAUGUUCGACGACCUGGCGGACCAGCUGGACGCCAUGCUGGAAUGA
This is a messenger RNA of Haliaeetus leucocephalus (bald eagle), 2328 nucleotides long. It is a transcript of the gene CASKIN1, whose product is annotated as CASK interacting protein 1. Gene Ontology annotation, molecular function: protein binding. The transcript has 18 exons. Bases 145 to 2328 code for a protein of 727 amino acids. NCBI's taxonomy places the organism in Eukaryota, Metazoa, Chordata, Aves, Accipitriformes, Accipitridae. The record is from RefSeq and is a predicted model, not a curated record.